UUCCGGUUAGCCGCUAGGUGACGCUUCAUGUCGCGAGCUAAAUAUAGGUUUCGGUUCGCCAAUAUUCGACAUCCAAUCAUAUCUCUCGCUCGGUGACUUCAACGCAUGCGCGGUUUUUGUAUUUUUAAAAGCACUUGAGAAGCUCGGGUAAGUAGACGGUGGAUAGGUAUAUUCGGGCUGGGACGAGGGCUUUAAAAUGUAGUGUUAGCCGAAGUGAGUAGUUAGCCAUUAAGUGGACUCUAUGGUGGAAAAUGCGUGCCGUGUGUUGUUGGAUUUAAAAUGGCGUCAUUGCGUGUCCGUUGCAGUCAAAUACGCCGCUAUAAGUGACUGUCAUUGUUUUUGCUGAGACUAAAAUGGUGGACACGGCUGCAUAGCUGCUGUAAGCGAGCUAAGAUGACGCUGUGUUUGUUUUCUGAAUAAUGUGUGUCGUGCCGUUUGAGAGGACUAUGAAACAUGAAAACUGGGGACGUGUAAUACCUUUUGGGAUCAGCAUGGAUGUGGACAGGGUGUCCUGGGCACAUGGCAAACAGGCACUGGCCCUCUUUUAAUCACAGUGGUGAGUUUUGGUGAGUGCCUUGACUCGCCAUGACUAUGCGAACCACUGUGUUCAAAAGUGGAGGAAACAAGCUGGACACGGACACCGGUGACCAAGCUAAAAAACAAGAAUCUCAGACCAACGCAAAGAAGACUUCUGAGUGUUUUGUGCGAGUUCCUGGCAUCUUGAGUAACAUUCACAAUAGUACUGGGCAGUAUUUGCACAGCAAGGCUAAGACCCUUUCAACCAGCCAGAGCACCACAGGCAGAUCUGUUCUGUCACCAGCAGUGAGGAGGGGACAGGAGGAGAACUGGGUGAACCUGGGGGUGUUGACAAUUCCGCUGACCAAGCAGAUGGGGGCUGAGGGUACCCCGGUCAAAAGCAAGUCACUAUUCGGACACACCAGUCAUAACCACAUGGGCAAGAUGGAUCCAGUGGCAUCAAAUGGCAGCAAGCAGCCUAGGAAGGCAGGACCAGGAGGAGGAGUGGCAGUGGUGGGGGUCCCCUCACCAGAACAUGGUUCUGAUGGAAAACGGCGGAACGCGUUGAAAGGCACAGGCCACGCUGCCACCCAGACUGGCUGCAUCCGUCAGAUCCUGCUUCUGCAGCUAGAACUGAUUGAACAGCAACAGCAGCAACUGCAGAACAAGAACAAGGAGAUAGAUGACCUCAAAGCUGAAAAGGAGAUGCUGGCGGCACGGAUUGAGCGCAUGGAGCGGCGGUUACAGAUGGUGAAGAAAGAUGGUGUUGAGAGUCGGCCCACUCCUCGCCGCAGGGAGUCUGUAGAGACUGUCCCAUCAGAAGGCGCUGGGCAGCCUGAGGGUCAGAGUCAUACCCCACGACAAACGAAUUUUGAAAGAAGUGGAAAGAAUCUGAAAAGGAGGUUCCUUUUUCAGGAAUCCAGGAUGUCGAGAUCCAGACGUGGGCAUACUAAAGCACCCCCUCCAAAAGAAAGCCAAGCUUUGGAAGAGGAGUCCCAGGAAGAGGUGGAGCCUGAGAUAAAGUCACCUGGUUCUUCCCUUGUCAAAUCAGAAGAGCUGCCUUACAUGGCUACCACUGAGAUGUAUCUCUGCUGCUGGCAUCAACCUCCACCUUCACCCUGGCGAGAUCACUCUCCUGUACAGGAGGACACAGUUACUGUCCCUUCCUGGCGAGAGUGUGUUGUGGAACCUCUGGAUGACAAAAAGGCGGUUGAUAUUGAGAGUUUGGAUGACAGUGUCUUCCUGAAGCGUCAUUCAAAACUGGAGCUUGAUGAGAAGAGACGGAAAAGGUGGGAUAUUCAGCGUAUUCGGGAGCAGCGGAUGUUCCAGCGCCUUCAGCAAAGGAUGAAUAAGCAGAAGGUGAUUCAGGAGAGUGAGCCUGAGCUGCUUUCCUUCUACCCUGAUGCUGAAGAUGUGGAGUCUGUAAUGAUCACACCUUUUCUGCCAGUGGUGGCCUUUGGCAGGCCUCUACCUAACCUUAAACAACAGAAUUUUGAAAUACCAUGGUUAGAUGAGCGCAGUCGUAGCCGACAAGAAGUGUCUAAGAAGAAGACGCCCCAUCGGACCUGCCGCAAGUGAAGCAGUCCUCCCUUGAGUGAUCAAACAAUGUUAAGAAGAGGCUGACUGUCCUGUAGUGUAUAUCUUGUGCUAUCGGAUCAUCUUGGCAACAUUUUCUACAUAGUUGAUUUGCCCUGAAGGCACUUUCAAUCUUCAAAGGACUGUUCCUUGCUGAAGCCAGUUUGGCACCCUGAAUGGCACCAGCUGCAAGAUGGCUGAAAGCCAAGCUGUCAAAUGUUCAUGCUCAUUGUUGCACUGCAAAAUGUGAUGUUGCUUUGGUAUUUGGCCAUGCAAGUUAGCUUUUAAAACUGCAGUAUGGACCAAAACUCACAUCAUAAUCACAUGAAGUUUAACAGAGAAUGUUAUUUAAUCAGUAUUUUUGCAGUUCUGUUCAUUGUUGAAUGAGUGACUGGCGGUAUAGUGUAAUAUCUUGUAACAUAGUGUUGAUUCUACAAAUAAAAGAUGUUCUAAUGCACCUAAAGAAAAUA
Messenger RNA from Neoarius graeffei (lesser salmon catfish), 2561 nucleotides. It is a transcript of the gene msl1a, whose product is annotated as MSL complex subunit 1a. Lineage: Eukaryota; Metazoa; Chordata; Actinopteri; Siluriformes; Ariidae. Gene Ontology annotation, cellular component: MSL complex. The coding region runs from base 586 to 2094 and encodes 502 amino acids. The transcript is spliced from 9 exons. The record is from RefSeq and is a predicted model, not a curated record.